Aspergillus welwitschiae is the source of this 582-nucleotide messenger RNA. RefSeq lists its product as uncharacterized. The transcript has a single exon. The record is from RefSeq and is a predicted model, not a curated record. The coding region runs from base 1 to 582 and encodes 193 amino acids. NCBI's taxonomy places the organism in Eukaryota, Fungi, Ascomycota, Eurotiomycetes, Eurotiales, Aspergillaceae.
AUGAAGCCCACCAUUCUCCAAAGCUUCCCCCUCCUCCCCCUCCUCCUCCCCCUAACGACCACCCACCCCACUCUCCAAGACACAACCACCAUCACCCCGGGCCACGCCAUAAUUCUCAACACCUGCGCCUUCCCCAUCUACGCAUGGUCCGUCUCCAGCACAGUCGGCCCGCAAAUCACCAUCCCAGCAGCUCCACCCUCUACCAGCAGCAGUAGCAACACCAACGCCAGCACCAAAUACUCCAACUACACGGAACCCUACCACCACGACCCGCAGACCGGCGGGGUGAGCAUCAAGCUCACGACCCUCCGGAACGGGUUAUAUACGGGUGCGCCACAGACCAUCUUUGCGUAUAACUUUGUCGAAGGGCAGAAUCAGGUGUGGUUUGAUUUGUCGGAUGUUUAUGGGGACCCAUUCAAGGGAAGGAGGGUGAGUGUGCAGGUGAGGGUGGUGCAGGGAGGUGAAGGUGGAGGUGGAGGGUGGGAGGAGAGUAUUGUUUGGGAGGAUGGGGUGCCGGCCGGGGGGAGUCAGGUUAGGGUUGUGGGUGCGGAGAGAGAUUUGGUUGUUAGGUUGUGUUCGUAG